This is a messenger RNA of Paramisgurnus dabryanus, 2640 nucleotides long. RefSeq names its product retinal degeneration 3, GUCY2D regulator (gene rd3). The record is from RefSeq and is a predicted model, not a curated record. Lineage: Eukaryota; Metazoa; Chordata; Actinopteri; Cypriniformes; Cobitidae.
AGAUAGCAACACAAUCAUGUCUUUGGAAUAUGCUGAUAGCUGUAAAUAUAAACUCUUUUUUUUUUAAUAUGCACUUGAAUCUGAAAAUGAUGUACUCAUGCAUAUCACAUGACCCCGCCUCCCCUGCACCCGGCCUGGCUUUAAAGCUGAUGAUGCAUGUUGCUGAAUAGGCUUGGGAAGCAUCACUAUAGCAACCGCAAACUGAAAGGCACUUCAGAGGAAAGCACCGAGAGGAAAUGUGACCUGGAUCAUUACUGGACGAAUCCUACAAGACCUACAACACGCCAGGACCACUUCUCAAGGUAACAGUGAGGAUUUAGGCACCCAGACGAUCAUGUCUUUGUUCAGCUGGAGCGAGCCGUACUAUCGGAGCCCACGGCGUGAGCCGUCUGAUGUGGUUGCGGACACCCUGAUGCUGGAGCUGAGCUGGCAGAUGAAAGAGGCAGAGAGGCUACAGCGUGAGCGGGACAACGAAUACCGGAGACUGAAGAGUGGUGUGGACUACAGCUGGCUCAUCAGCACACCUCGCAGUUCAUAUGACAUCAGUCAGGGAGAGAAACUGGGCCUUGAAGAUCUGUGUAGUCAAGUGCCACCAUCACACUGUGGAUCUGCAAUACAACGGUUUCGACAGGUUCUGAUGGAGAACGAGCCAGAAGUGCAUGAGGUUUCCGGACUCUUCCGGUCGGUGCUCACAGAGACCCUUGAGCGUGUUCAAGAGGAGCAGGAGGUUCAACGUCUGGGCCACCAGUGGAACAACAGACGCUCGUUCAGCCUGUCGCUGCUGAGCUUCAAGUCACGAGUGAGGAUCAACCCGUUCAGCAGCACGCUGGGACUAAAGUCAAACAGCUACGGCUCGGAGGAAGACGGCGUAGAUGUCAAGACUGUGUGUGGUGAUGUUGAGAAGGGCAUUGCACACACACCAGAUAAGGCACAGCAGAUGUGGAGCAUGCCAGAGAUUCGGCACAACGGCAUCAGUGGGAAAGCAUGAGAGUCAGCGCAAGUGAAAUUGUUAUACAAAAGCCGUCUGGUACUCCUGGUGUUUACUGAAUUUAGAUACAUUGAUAAAAACUGUCCUGAACAGGGAUUGUUUGAGAACUAAAGCUGUCAUCAGGACAUAACUGCCCUCAUACACCCAACAGUGUAAUGGAUGUUUUGUCACGAUCAUUCAAGAGCUACAACAAAAUUUUCAUGAAUAAUACAGAUUCUACUAUAAAUUAAAGCUGUCCUUCAUAUUUUUGGUCAUUUUAAUGUUUCAAUUUUGCAAUAAAGGGUUUUUAAAAUGUUGUAAAAUUGGUUCAGAAACAAACUAUUUUGUAAUUUUUUUGUUGUAUUUUUAUUGGUGUCAAACUGUUUUGUGGUGUGUUCUCACAAUCUUGUUAGUGUACAUGUAGUUGUUUUAUUGUCAUAUUAAUUUUCAUAAGAGGCAUGUGAGAUGUAUCCAGAUGGUUUAAUCAGACGCACGUGCUUUGCCGCGGUAACGCGUUUGCCCCAUGGUUAACUUCCGGUCUGUACUUGUUGAAAUGACCUCUGGAACAAUGUGGAAAAAAACUGUUUCGGUUUCAUAAAGAGACAGUGAGCAUGGAUCAUCGCUGUACGAAUUUGGCAGCCAGGCAAGAAUUUAAAGUCGGCAAGAAACGGAAGUCGCGAUCGCAUUGUGCCGUAUUUCCGACUGAAACAGAAUAUUAGGAGGGAACAUAGUGGGCGUGGCUUGUGUUUUCCACUGUGUUUUAUUAGAUAUAGAAAAGUAGGCGUUUCAUUUAAAAAUGGAACUGGUGGUAGACUGACACUAUGAAGGGGCGGAGUUAAUGGAUACUCCCACCCAAGUGGUUUAAUUGACAUUAGAAAAUGAUUGGCACAAGAAGUACAUUUUCAGAUUUCGAUUAAAGUUUAUGAGGGCACAUUAAUAGUUUUGUUUUUUUAUAAUAAUGACUUAAACAGAUAUUGUUUAUAAUAAACACUGCAAUAUUACAUUAAAAAAUAAGAAUUGUCAUUUUUAUUUGUUAGUACUUUAAGGAUCUGUAGCUAACAUUGUAGGGAUGUAGUGGAUACAUCGUGCGAUUCUGCUUGCUGUUUUUUUCAAAUAAUAAUGGUGAAAUGCCACUACAUCCAAAAGCCAGAUGGUGCUCUCGUGCAGAAACUUAGAGUGCACCUAUUUCAUUGCUAAAAAAAACAAUGUUGUGUAUUUGGUAAAAUACAAUGUGUUUGUGUGGUUUAUGGUUAAAACACAUUAUUUUCAACAUACCGUACAUUUUUGUAGCUCCAGAUUUCACUCUCUUUCUAAAAUGCACAGAUUUGAAAAGCUCUGUGUCCCUGAUUGGCCAGCUAAUCUGUACGUUGUGAUUGGUCUGAAUACCUCUGACGUCAGCUGGAAAUGUGACGCUCCUUACCAUGUUUGAAAGAUUCGGUUGCUAACUGGAGUUAAUUUACAAGCUGUGAGUACAGGGUCUUGUCUACAUCACCAAUCCCAGGAAGUAAACUGUUGACUACAAUCCAAAUGUUUGUUGUAGUCCAAGAAAAGAGAUUUACAUUGGAGACGAUAACUCGCGUCAUCGUUUACUUUUUGCACAUUGUUAACAUGAACUAAUACUAACUCACACACCAAAGGUAAAAUCGUGAAUCGGACCAUAGGUGCUCUUUAUU